This is a messenger RNA of Haplochromis burtoni (Burton's mouthbrooder), 8362 nucleotides long. RefSeq names its product phospholipid-transporting ATPase ID. Gene Ontology annotation, biological process: phospholipid translocation; Golgi organization. The transcript is spliced from 28 exons. The record is from RefSeq and is a predicted model, not a curated record. NCBI's taxonomy places the organism in Eukaryota, Metazoa, Chordata, Actinopteri, Cichliformes, Cichlidae. Gene Ontology annotation, molecular function: ATP binding; magnesium ion binding; ATP hydrolysis activity. The coding region runs from base 375 to 3998 and encodes 1207 amino acids. Gene Ontology annotation, cellular component: plasma membrane.
CACAACGAUUGACUAAAUUUUCACACAACGUGACCAGUCUGCUGCUUUGCCUCUUCUCCGUUCAGAACUUUCUGUCAUAGUAAAUUUCCGUGUUUUGGUGAGUUGAAUCUGAGCGAAUAAACAGUGCGCCCUCGCAGAGGAGUGUAUGGAGACGGAAGUAGAGGAGGGGAGAGCGUACGAGAAGGAGGGGAAUGAGGCAGGAGCGAGUUGGUGGACAGGAGGAAAACAUUAGCUCUCAAUCCUUCACGUAGUUGGGAUACUUUUCACUGUCGAAGAGGCAGGGAAGCCACAGCUCAGACUGCACCUCCACCAAGCCAGGACGCACGAUCGGUAUGAUGGGCAGAUAGCAGGAGGAGGAAGAAGAGGAAAAGAAGAUGUCAUUCUUUGGGCUGGACUGUGUCAGGAAGAAAGAGAGGGAGCUGGAAAGGAAAAUCAGAGCAAACGACCGCGAGUACAAUCUCUCCUUUAAAUAUGCGACAAAUGCCAUCAAAACCUCCAAGUACAACUUCUUCACCUUCCUACCUCUCAACUUGUUUGAGCAGUUCCAGAGGAUUGCUAACGCUUACUUCCUGUUCCUGCUGGUGCUCCAGGUGAUUCCUCAGAUUUCCUCGCUGUCCUGGUUCACCACUGUCGUCCCCCUGAUCCUCGUGCUGACGGUCACCGCUGCCAAGGAUGCAACUGAUGAUAUUAAUCGCCACAGGAGCGACAAUCGAGUUAACAACCGAAAAGUCCAAGUCCUUAUUGAUAGAAAGCUACGGAGUGAGAAAUGGAUGAAUGUCCAAGUGGGAGACAUCAUCAAACUAGAAAACAACCAGUUUGUUACAGCAGACCUCUUGUUGCUCUCCAGCAGUGAACCACUCAACCUUGUGUACAUUGAGACUGCAGAACUCGAUGGAGAAACUAACCUGAAGGUGAGACAGGCCCUCCCAGUGACGGGAGACCUGGGGGAUGAUAUUGAAAAACUGGCAGAUUUUAACGGUGAGGUCCGCUGUGAACCCCCCAACAACCGCCUCGACCGCUUCACAGGAGUGCUGAGCUUCGCAGGUCAGAAAUAUUCACUUGACAAUGAGAAAAUCCUACUGCGAGGCUGCACCCUGAGGAACACUGAGUGGUGCUUUGGACUGGUGCUAUUUGGAGGUCCAGAAACAAAGCUGAUGCAAAACUGUGGGAAGAGCACGUUCAAGAGGACCAGUAUAGACCGUCUAAUGAAUAUCUUAGUCCUCUUUAUUUUUGGUUUCCUAGCCUUCAUGUGCUCUGUCCUGGCGAUAGGAAACUACAUCUGGGAAAGAAAUGAGGGCUCACAGUUUACUGUCUUCCUGCCAAGGCUGGAGGAUGAUCCUGCUUUCUCAUCCUUCCUCACAUUCUGGUCCUACGUCAUCAUCCUCAACACCGUGGUGCCCAUCUCUCUCUAUGUGAGUGUGGAGAUCAUUCGUCUGGGGAACAGCUUCUACAUCGACUGGGACAGGAAAAUGUACUAUGCCCGCAAUGACACCCCUGCUGAGGCUCGUACCACCACUCUGAACGAAGAGCUCGGCCAAAUCAAAUACGUCUUCAGUGACAAAACUGGAACACUCACCCAGAAUAUCAUGAUCUUCAACAAGUGCACUAUUAAUGGCAAAUGCUAUGGAGAUGUUUAUGACUACACAGGCCAAAGACUAGAAAUGAAUGAGUAUACAGACACAGUAGACUUCUCCUUCAAUCCGUUAGCCGACUCUCGGUUCGUCUUCCACGACCAUUCUCUGGUGGAGGCGGUGAAGCUGGAGAACACGGAGGUCCACGCCUUCUUCAGGCUGCUGGCUCUCUGCCACACUGUCAUGGCCGAGGAGAAGAAAGAAGGAGAGCUUUUCUACCAGGCCCAGUCGCCAGAUGAGGGGGCUCUGGUGACCGCAGCCAGAAACUUUGGAUUUGUCUUCCGCUCACGAACACCAGACAGUAUUUCCAUCGUGGAAAUGGGAAAGCAGUGCAACUAUGAACUCCUGGCCAUCCUGGAUUUCAACAAUGUCCGCAAGAGGAUGUCAGUCAUAGUGAGGAGUCCAGAGGGCAAGCUGUCUCUUUACUGCAAAGGUGCAGACACAAUCAUCUACGAAAGGCUGCACCAGUCCUGCAGCAAGCUGAUGGAUGUCACGACAGAGCAUCUUAAUGAAUUUGCAGGGGAUGGGCUGCGAACUCUUGCUCUUGCUUACAAGGAUCUGGAUGAGGAGUACUUUAACCAGUGGAUACAGCGCCACCAUGAGGCCAACACUGCACUGGAGGAUAGAGAGGGCAAACUGGACCAGUUGUAUGAGGAGAUAGAGAAGGAUCUCCUGCUGCUUGGAGCAACAGCCAUAGAGGACAAGUUGCAAGAUGGAGUACCUCAGACUAUCGAGCAGCUGUCUAAGGCCGACAUCAAAAUCUGGGUUUUGACCGGUGACAAGCAAGAAACCGCAGAGAACAUUGGUUACUCGUGCAACUUGCUACGGGAAGAGAUGAAUGAUGUCUUCAUCAUCUCGGGCAACUCACUUGAGGAUGUCCAGCAGGAACUGAGAAAUGCCCGAACCUCCAUGAAGCCAGAUGCAGCUGAGAAUUCAGAGUUUUUACCCGAAAUGGAUAAAGGUGUGAAAGUGGUCACAGAUGAGGUGGUGAAUGGGGAGUACGGCCUGGUCAUCAAUGGACAUAGUUUGGCAUACGCUUUGGAGCACAGCCUGGAGCUGGAGUUCCUAAGGACGGCAUGCAUGUGCAAAGCAGUGAUCUGCUGCAGGGUGACUCCUCUGCAGAAGGCUCAGGUGGUCGAGCUGGUCAAGAAGUACAAGAAGGCAGUCACACUGGCAAUUGGGGAUGGAGCCAAUGAUGUCAGCAUGAUCAAAGCGGCUCAUAUAGGUGUGGGCAUCUCAGGCCAGGAGGGCAUGCAGGCUGUGCUGUCCAGCGAUUACUCCUUUGCCCAGUUCCGUUUCCUGCAGCGCCUCCUGCUGGUGCACGGCCGUUGGUCCUACCUGCGCAUGUGCAAGUUCUUGCGCUACUUCUUCUACAAAAACUUCACCUUCACCUUCGUCCAUUUCUGGUUUGCCUUCUUCUGUGGUUUCUCUGCGCAGACUGUGUAUGAUGAGUGGUUUAUAACGCUCUACAAUCUGAUGUACACAGCACUACCUGUACUGGGAAUGAGUCUAUUUGAUCAGGAUGUGAAUGAUGUGUGGAGUUUCCAGCAUCCUCAGCUCUAUGUUCCAGGUCAACUCAACCUGUACUUCAGCAAGAAGUCCUUCUUCAAAUGUGCCCUCCACAGCUGCUACAGCUCCUUGGUGCUCUUUUUUAUCCCCUAUGCUGCUAUGUAUGACACAGUGAGGGAUGAUGGGAAGGACAUCGCCGACUACCAGUCCUUCGCCCUCCUCACUCAGACAUGUCUGCUGUUUGCCGUCAGCAUCCAGCUGGGGUUUGAGAUGUCCUACUGGACGGCAGUUAACACGUUCUUCGUGUUGGGAAGCCUGGCGAUGUACUUUGCUGUCACAUUCACCAUGUACAGUAACGGCAUGUUCACCAUAUUGCCAUCAGCCUUCCCUUUCAUAGGAACAGCACGAAACUCCCUGAACCAGCCCAACGUUUGGCUGACAAUCUUCCUCACUUCCAUCCUGUGUGUCCUUCCCGUCAUUACCAACCGUUUCCUGAUGAUUCAGCUCUGCCCCACCAUCAAUGAUAAGGUUAUGUUCAAAGUGAGGCAGGCGAAAGCAACACCUGCUCCACCAACUCGACGUGCCCGCAUCCGUCGCACCAGCUCCCGCCGUUCGGGCUACGCCUUCUCGCACGCACAGGGCUAUGGGGACCUGGUGACAUCAGGUCGGUUCCUGCGGCGUCCUGCCCUGACACGAUCUUCUGGUUUCACCCACGCAGGCCGCACCACUACUAGCUUCAGUCCAAUGGGACGAUCGGCCGGUUACAGCCCAACGGGACGUCCUCAGAAUAACAAGGUCCCAGACGUGGAGGUGACUUCCCUGCAGAUGUAUAGGACAAUCACAGAUUCUGCUCCCUGAUGAACAGCACAUUUAGGAUUCUUUGGAGAAAUUUGGGAGCAAAUAAUUAACUACUGACUGUAGAUCUACAUGAUGUUGGCAGCCAGAAGUGUUCAAAGGUCCUAUUUGUUGCAAUGAAGAGCUUGCUUGGGCUUUCCAGAGAAGUUCAUGUCAAAGAUUUUUCAUACCUACACAGAAGACGAGGUUUGAAGAGUACAUGACUUUAGCUCCUUACAUUUUUCUCUGAAAUGGUGUCAUCAAAGGGAACUACAGCAACAAAUGUAGCCACUUAUGAUGGGUAUAUGAAUCGUCUUCUUAAGAUGCCAGCGGAUGAGAGGGUGAUUAAUGAAAGCUUUCUGUCAAUAUAGAUAACAACCGGGUGCUUUGUCUUCAAAUAGGAAAGGAAACAAUAUGUCAUCAUGUUUACAGGCUACCCAGUCCACCUGGGAGUCCAGCUGGAAAGCAGUGUUUGCAGAGGAAAUAACGAGCAAAGCCAUGUUGCACAAGAUAUUGACUUUUUAAAAUCUUUUUAAAGCAUUUUAUUUUCUUAAUUUGAAAGCUGUACAAGCGGUCAGCACUUUGGCUGUGUCACAGUGGCAGUGGGGAAUAACCAAACAUAUCAUAAACUGCUUCUUCUAAUACAAUACCAUAUUAAGGGCCCAGGGGUGGAGCGGGGUGUAAUACUCAGAGAAGAAAACUCAUAAAUUUACAAGAGAAAUGUCGAGGAAUCGCAUCACUUAAAUUUAAGGUUUGGUAAAACCAAAAAGUCACAGAAAGUAGAUUUUGGUAUGUUGAUAGAGUCAGUUGAGACUUAUUUAAACACUGUUAUUGAUCCAAAAAUGAAUUAAAACAUUUCAAUGGAGAGAAAUAUCGUUGGCGUUGUAGCAACAUUUGUACAAAAUUUAAAUUUGUGAGGUCUCUGCCCCAUAAUGAGUUUAUUUAUUUUAUUAAAGUUGAGCGCCCUGAAUACCCAGAGGUGGGUAGAGUAGCCAAACAUUGUACUCAAGUAAUAGUAGCACUACCUCAACAUAGUUUUACUCAAGUAAAAGUAAAAAGUAGCUAUCCAAGAAAUUACUCAAGUAAGAGUAAAAAAGUAUUUAGUGAAAAUGGCUACUUGAGUGCUGAGUAACUGAUAAUAACAUCUGAUUUAAUGUUUAAAAAUGAGCCAAUCAGACAGACAAAAAUAUAAAGUUUAAUACUGAAAAGCAAAAUAAAAAUACUACAUAUUAAAAAAAAAAAACAUAAUUACAAAAUAAUAAAUCUAAUCUUUUCAAAAUCAUUAUGAAACUAAUAUUUAGAGAAGGUAAUAUAAAUGUUGCUAGAAUUGGGUAAAGUACUUCCAGUAACAAUACAUGGUGAUACUUUACUUCUCCAAAUGGCACAACAGGCUUAGCAGAUAGAAUAACAUUAAAACAACAAACCUUAUGUACAAACAAGAAGUCUCACUUUGACAUAAACUGUAGGUCUGUGUCUGUGUCUCGUGCAUUUUUGGUUAUUAUUUUGUUUAUUAUUGUUUAUUAUUCAUUAAAUGAAGUUACUCACACUGAGUAGAGUAGCAAGAAUUUUUUCCUCAAGUAAUAGUAACAAGACUUCAUAAUAUUAUUACUCGAGUAAAAGUAAAAAGUACAGUGUAGAAAAACUCCUUGAAAGCAUUUUUUUCCUCCAAAACGUUACUCAAGUAAAUGUAACUGAGUAAAUGUAAUUAGUUACUACCCACCACUGUGAAUACCCCAUAAUACACCAAAAUAAAAAGCAAUAAUAAUGUUUAUAUGGCCAUAAUAUUCCAGGUUUACACUUUGUGGUUUGUUUGUUUUUAUUUGUGUUUAUUGUUUUCUUGUGUGCUGAAAGCAUUUCACCAAACUUGCCAAAUUUGGGAAAACUUGGCAAAAAAUAUCUUUUUUUUUUUAUUUACAUCCAAACUGUUUAGAUAUUUAAAUAAUAAAAUAAAUCCUGGAGUAUAAUGAGGUAUACUCUUUGCUUCAAGUAAGUUAUUGCUUACCUAAAACAAAUUAUUAGUAAAGGUCAAUUUCUUAUGAAGCCCCACAGCCCAUUUUUGAUUUCUGCCACAUUUGAUUGAUAUUAAACACCUGUUCAAUGAUCCCAGUCUGCUGCUUUUAAGGAUAAAUUGCAAAAUAAAUGUGAGGAACUCACGAGAUAAUUGAAGAGAUAUGUGAAAAGUACAUACACAUAUUUUGGACAUUGUAUCAGUAUUCAUCAGCGUGUAAACAGAAUUAACGAGAAGAUAUGACUCCUUGGUUGAAUGACUCCAAACAUUCCCAGCUUGGUGACAAAUGUGGGAAUGGUGUUCAAGGCUUUUACGUCAAUAUCUUAUAAAUCAAAAUCAACCCAAACUUUAUCUCAUUAUAAGAGAGUGGACCAAAAAUAACUUUUGCAGUUAUACAUUAACAAACCCUUUCAUGUUUAUGUGGCUGUGCUGUAGUCAUCAAAUGGUGCAACAUGUGGAGCACAGUGGUAAUGUAAAUAAGUUAAAGGGCAUAUCCUACUUGAACAGCACGGGGAUACCAACCCAAAGGUUUCCGGUCUACCGGCUUAUUAUUUUUUACCAAAAAUUAAAGGACAGAUUGUUCUUUAUGUUUCCAAAAAGUGAUCUUCAAUUUUCUGCAGUGCAACUUUAUAUUCCUUCCUUUUGAUUUACGUUUUGGUUACAGCAGCUGAUGCAUCCAGAUGCUGUCUGGAGCUUGUUUCUAACAGACUGAAUUGAGUUCCGGCAUCCCGGUGUGUCUGAAACACACCUUCUGUGGCAGAUUGUGCUUCCUCACUAAUGUCCGAUUUUCCUCUGCCAUUAAACUAGCAAAACCAAAAGGGGAACCUGUUCCUCAUCGAACAAGAAAGUGGACUCUGAUGGCUGUAUAGAACCUAAUCCAAGUAAGACAUGCUGUAGAAACUUGAUAACAUCUACCUGUGUUUGGGAGGUUUAUCACAAUGUACACACACUACAGAGUUGAUUAAGAAAUCCUUUAAUCCGUUCAGGGACACAUUUGGCUUCACAUUUGUCUUCAUGCCACUGAGCACCUGUUUUGUUUUUUGUCUUUUUCGUGCAUUAAAACCUGCAGUGAGUGCGAACAGGGUUUAAAAACACUGCUCAGAUCAUUCCUAUGGACUGUGCUGUAUAAAUAAUAAUAUUUAUACCUCAUUGUAUUUAUCAGAUCGCGUGCUUGGUAAUCACUUUCAUUUGAAUUUCAUGUAUUUGCUUUAAGUUGUAAUGUAUGUCUGCAUUUGUCUUUAUCACCAUCUCUUUCUUCAAGUGUUGUAUCAGCCUGCUAAAAAUUGGAGCAAAAGAAAACACACAUGCUGCCUUAUUAUUCAGAUAAAAUGAUAUUUUCUUACUUUUCUUAUUUUAUGCAACUAAGAAUGUUUGAUCAAAGAUAAAGCUGUUAAAAAAACCAAAUCAAAGCUGAUUGCAGAUGUUUUAAGUUCAAAAAGGAAAAAUGUUAUUUUAUACAGUGAUUUUUGAUUAUUUGUUAUAUUAAUGAUCACUGAAAGCUUAAACAGUGGUCCAAAACUGGUUUGGUAUUUGUAAAUUAAUGAUGUUUAAUGUCCAAUUUCCCCUUUUUGCUCCUUGUCUGGUUGUGAAUGUUGACUCUGUAAAAUUUAACCCCCAACGAUACUUUUUAAAGGCUUCAUACAUUGUGACUUUAGAAUAAACUACAAAGUCACACAGAAAUUAAUGCUGGAAGUGAGUGUGGUGAAACUGGUUUAUAUCACAGUUAUUAUUUACAUUAUUUACAGCACAGGCAUUCUUUAUAGAAACAGUUCAGAGUUGGUAUAAAUGGAAAAAACAUUUUCUGUUGUUUUGGAAAAUGAUACUGCAAUUGACCUUUAGCCCAAAGUCAAAAUCAACAGAGCAAGUCGAGCUUUGAGUCAGAUGUUUCUAAUUUCAUUACAUUAGAUCCAACUUCCCAUUUUUUCUGACAGCUAGUAAAUAAAUAAAAUGCAAAUCCUCCAGAGCUCUUAGAUGCUUGUGCACGUGUCACAAGCAUGGCUUUUUAUUUUGGACAGCAUCUUUAAUUAGGAAGAGGGAAGAAUCUUGUUUAAAUAAACAGUUAAACAUAAUUUAACAGAGUUUUGUCUGUUUUAUUGAUCCAUAAUAAAUUAAUUAAGGGUAGUCGCAGUCCAAAACACCUUUUCCAAGUGGUAUAUUAAAAAAAAUAAAUGGUAGCCAUACAUAUAAAUUCCAGCAUUUAUAAGUUUAUUUUUAUUAUUACUGCAUCUGCUGCCUUGAGUGUAACAUAAGGGAUUUUUGACAAUUGUUUCUCAGACAUGACAAAAAUCAACUUAGCACUGCUCUUUCUGAUAUCUCCUUCAUGUUGUUUUGUACCUUAAAACGUUUUUACUGCAAUAAAAAGAUUUGAAAGAUCAACAUA